Messenger RNA from Colossoma macropomum (tambaqui), 2119 nucleotides. RefSeq names its product fatty acid desaturase 2 (gene fads2). The record is from RefSeq and is a predicted model, not a curated record. Gene Ontology annotation, molecular function: oxidoreductase activity, acting on paired donors, with oxidation of a pair of donors resulting in the reduction of molecular oxygen to two molecules of water. Gene Ontology annotation, cellular component: membrane. The transcript has 13 exons. Bases 228 to 1565 code for a protein of 445 amino acids. Gene Ontology annotation, biological process: lipid metabolic process. NCBI's taxonomy places the organism in Eukaryota, Metazoa, Chordata, Actinopteri, Characiformes, Serrasalmidae.
GAAUGAUCAGUGUGGAACUCAGGAGAGUGCGCGCGCCCGUUAGAGUCCAUGACUCCCAAUAUGAAUGAGCGCGAGCAGCGACAACGGGGGCAGCGCACUCAUCAGAGAGAGCAGCGAGGACACGCACUCAUCAGAGAGGCUUGAGUGCAGGUACUCAAGUGAAUCAGCACAGCGAGGAGAAAAGUCAUCACUGCACGGGACAGAGGCCUCUGAGUGCUGCUGGACUAAUGGGUGGGGGCACUCAUCAGACUGCGGAGACUUCGGUAGAAGGGCGCGGAGCAGGCGGGGUCUACACCUGGGAGGAGGUGCAGAAGCACAAGCAGCGGGGUGACCAGUGGGUGGUGAUCGAACGGAAGGUGUACAAUGUCAGCAGCUGGAUUAAAAGACAUCCAGGAGGCCGCAGAGUUAUCGGUCAUUACGCUGGAGAGGAUGCUUCGGACGCAUUUAUGGCCUUUCAUCCCGAUCAGAAGUUCGUACGCAAGUUUCUGAAGCCACUGUUGGUUGGAGAGUUGGCUCCUUCUGAACCCAGUCAGGACCACAAGAAAAAUGCUGCCCUAGUGAAGGAUUUCCGGGUCUUGCGGGACCAGUUUGAAGCAGAGGGUUUGUUCCGCACUAAUCCCCUGUUCUUCUGCCUACACAUCGGGCACAUUCUACUCAUGGAGGCAUUGUCUUUGGCACUGCUGUGGUACUGGGGCAAUGGCUGGCUUAACACAAUUCUAUGUAUUUUCAUACUGGCCACUGCACAGUCUCAGGCUGGCUGGCUGCAGCAUGACUUUGGCCACCUGUCAGUCUUCAAAAGGUCCGGCUGGGAUCAUCUAUUGCACAAAUUCGUGAUCGGACACCUGAAGGGGGCCUCUGCACACUGGUGGAACCAUCGUCACUUUCAGCACCAUGCUAAGCCCAAUGUAUUCCAAAAGGACCCUGACAUCAACAUGCUGAAAAUCCUUGUACUGGGGAAUGUACAGCCUGUGGAGUAUGGGAUUAAAAAGUUGAAACACCUGCCGUACAACCAUCAGCACCAGUACUUCUUCCUGAUUGGUCCUCCUCUGCUUAUCCCAGUGUACUUUAACAUUCACAUUUUGCAGACAAUGAUUCAGCAACGGGAUUGGGUGGACUUUGCGUGGUAUCUGUCCUACUAUAUACGCUACUUGUCAUGUUAUGUCCCCUUUUAUGGAGUCUUCGGAUCAUUUGCGCUUCUCAUGUGUGUGAGAUUCAUAGAGAGUCACUGGUUUGUGUGGGUGACCCAGAUGAACCACCUCUCCAUGGAUAUCGACUAUGACAAACACGAUGACUGGCUCAGCAUGCAGCUGAAAGCCACCUGUAACAUUGAGCAGUCAUUCUUCAAUGACUGGUUUAGCGGCCACCUCAACUUCCAGAUUGAGCACCACCUCUUUCCUCUGAUGCCUCGCCAUAACUACAUCCGUGCGGCUCCUCGGGUGAAAGAGCUGUGCGAGAAGUAUGGAGUUCACUAUGAAGUCAAAGGCCUGUGGGAGGCCUGGUGUGACAUCAUCAGGUCCUUGAGGAAGUCUGGAGAGCUGUGGCUGGACGCAUACCUCCACAAAUAAUCAGACCCAAGGAGACUAAUUUUAUGACUAUUAGGAUUAUCGAUAGCAAAGAAGCCUUAAUUCACUUCAAAUAAUGUCUGUGAUGUGCAUUGACAGAUUGUCUCAGUGUCUCCCUUCUCCUCUGCCAUCUAUGCUGGAACUGAAGUGUAAUUAUGGUGCUUUAGCUGUAACUGCUGUAACUGAAUUGGGACCACAAACCUCAUCUGAACCAGAGAUCGCUAUUAUAAAUAUCUUUUUUAGUGCUGCAGCCAACAUCACACAAACACAACUGCAGUUUCAAUGCUGGAUUUUACAACUGUUUAGAACUGUACUCAGAGAUUUUCAUAAUUUUUCAAUAGUACCUUUCUGACUUUGUCAUAAAAAGCUUUCCUGAAUGACAUUUGAAACGAGACUAUCAGAGUAAAAUUAGGUGAGGUAACACCUUUAAUGGGAGAUUUAGUAUAUUACUGAUCAAUUUUGACUAUGUUGUUACAUAUGAAAGAAUCUUUGUCUUUGCUUUCUUGACCAGUCAUCAAAUAAAGUACUGUGAGACCACUCGUUAUUUGCAGUCAAAA